AUGAGUUUGUUGGACAAAGCAAAGGAGUUUUCGAAAAAAGCGACUGAGGAGGAUGACAAGGGGCAUAAUAAGGAGGCCGUUGAGAAUUAUAAGAAGGCUAUCGAUUGUUUGGUAGCGCACAAGAAGACGGAACACAACGAGAAGCUUUUGAACGUUAUGAAUCAACGCAUUAAAGAGUACGUCGAACGUGCCGAGUAUCUGAAACGUGUUCAAAAUGGUGAGAAAGUGAAGUCUGACGAUCCCGAUAAAGACAAGGCUUCUGAGGAUCAAGGCCGUGCGGAUGCGGUCAGUGGCUCUGUAUUAAAGGAUAAACCUAACGUUCAUUGGGACGAUGUCAUUGGGUUAGAAAAGGCCAAAGAGGCUUUACAGGAAGCGGUCAUACUACCAAUUAAAUUCCCCCAACUGUUCACAGACAAAAGAAAGCCAUGGACUGGCAUUUUAUUGUUUGGGCCACCUGGUACUGGUAAGUCGUUUUUGGCGAAGGCUGUAGCGACCGAGGCAGACUCGACGUUUUAUUCUGUUUCAGCGUCCUCAUUGUUGAGUAAAUACCUUGGUGAGUCCGAGAAAAUGGUGAGAGAGUUGUUUGAAACGGCACGAAGGAAUAAACCAAGUAUCAUCUUUGUUGAUGAAGUCGACUCUUUGUGUAGUUCACGUGGUGAUGGGGAGACUGAGGCGAGCAGAAGAGUGAAAACCGAGUUUCUUAUUCAAAUGAAUGGUGUUGGAAAUUCGAUGGAAGGUGUGUUGAUGUUGGGAGCGACAAAUAUCCCAUGGAUGCUGGACACUGCUAUUCGAAGACGGUUUGAGAAGAGAAUUUACAUUGGACUCCCAGAAGCUCCUGCACGAUCGAAAAUGAUUAAAUGGAACUUGGGGAAGUUACCCAAUUCAUUGACGGAUCAAGACUUCAAAAAACUUGGAGAAGAGACAAAGUUGUAUUCGGGGAGUGAUAUAGCCAUUUUGUGUAAAGACGCUAUUUACCAACCAGUAAGAACGUUACAAGCUGCUACCCAUUUCAAAUACAUCACUGGAAAGUCGCCAAUAACAGGAGAGAUGCGAAACGAUUUAAUCACGCCAUGCAGUCCAGGUGAUUUUGGAGCGAUUGAAAUGAACUGGAAGCAAGUGGAAGGCAGCAAAUUGAUUGUGCCUCCUGUCACGAUGAUGGACUUCUUGAAAUCGAUCAGAAACUCCCGAUCAAGUGUCUCAAUGGACGAUGUUGAUAAACAUAAAGAUUGGGCAGAACAGUUUGGACAAGAUGGAUAA
Molecule: messenger RNA, 1257 nt
Organism: Entamoeba invadens IP1
Lineage: Eukaryota; Evosea; Mastigamoebida; Endamoebidae
Product: vacuolar protein sorting-associating protein 4A, putative
Exons: 1
Coding region: 1-1257 (418 amino acids)
Biological process (GO): vacuole organization; endosomal transport
Molecular function (GO): ATP hydrolysis activity; ATP binding
Source: RefSeq, a predicted model, not a curated record